Racocetra persica is the source of this 176-nucleotide messenger RNA. The record is from the annotation of a GenBank genome assembly. Lineage: Eukaryota; Fungi; Glomeromycota; Glomeromycetes; Diversisporales; Gigasporaceae.
AAAAAAGAAAAACGGAGCCAAAAGAAUCAGAAAUUACACCUCGACUUCUAAGCCACAUCUUCGAUGAUAGUCUUCGCGAAGAUUGGAUACUAAGAAAGAAUAGUCGUGAUCGUCUUAAAUAUGGUGCUGGUGAAUUUGGAAGAUUCACAGCAGUGGAUAGAAUAGACCAAGGAGAA